GCGGGGCCCCGGGGAGAGCGGGGCGCCUGGGAGGCUGGAGGGCCCCUCGGCCGGCCAGGUUUCAUUCGGCGGACACAGGUGCCGCGCGAGACGCGCCCACCCCCGGCCGCGAAGCCCCGGUCCUUCCGGGCGCGGGGUUAUCCCGAGCUGGGCACGUCCGGCCCGAUUUAGUUCCGGCCACUUUGGGGACAAUUUCGGGAGACGAAGAGUGUAUUUUCCCUCUGACGUGGAGACGCGCACCUGGGUGGGCAGAGCUGAGUACUGAGUGAAGUUGGUGGGUCGGGGACGUAGCGCCGAGCCGCGGCCUGGGGAGGGACCCCGGACGAGGAUGCUCUGUAUUCCCGGGCACUCGCUCGAGGGUUCAGUUCAGAGCGCAGGGGAUUUCCCAUCCCCCUGGAAACCCAGAAACGUCUGAAAUCGGCCCCUUUCUCGGGGCCAGCAAAACUUUAAAGCCAGCUUAGUGGUGAUUCUGUUGGUGUAAAGGUGACCAACUGGAUUCCUGUAACACUUCGCUGGGGAGAACCAUUUCUCCUCCCACAGCUUUGACUUUCGGAGAUUUGUGUGUCAACAGAAUGGAGUCGGGCCCCGGGGGCUGGAACAAAACAAAGACCAGCUCUGCCUCAGCGUGCUGAUUCUAAGUGGACUCUCAGUGACACCCUGAGAGAUGCUAGGGGUAUCCAGACAUUGAACUGUGGUAAAAUACAACUGACCAUUAUUCCCUUCCAAAAUCACAUAAUUUGCUAUUCCACAAUUCUUCAAAUUUGUAAUUUUGGCUUUUUAUAUAAACACUGAUAAGGUGAUCUAAUUCAAAUAAGUCACAUUUCACAGGUGAGCAUGAAUUAAAUCCAUUAUAGUGAAGCAUACUUUUGCCAGUGAGUUUAAGCAACCGGUGUCCUUUAAAUGCCUGUAUAUCAAAGAUAUUGAAGGAUAUGUAAAACUUGCUAAAGUUAUUUGUUGUGCUUUUGCCUCUACUAUUUUUAGGAAAACAUAUUUCAAGAAUUAUAGUAGUACUAUGCAUUCCUAGAAUUUAAAUGUUUUUAGACAACAGAUAAAGCGAUGAAAGACAAAAAAGUAACUUUUAAUUGCUAUCAUUAUAGAAAUUUUUUUCUGUACUAAAUUUUUUUCUCCUGCUUUGCAUUGGGCACCAUGCUGGGACUCACAGUUAUUUCUCUAAAAUUGGAGUGGCCCAUUAGAAGACCCUAGAAUUUAGACCUCUUCUCCAUCUCCACCCCCAGGUGAUUGUAUUUAGUCUGUGGUAGUAUAUACACUUCUGUGGGUAGACUGCCUACUUGAUAUCUUUACCUGGACUUCUAACAGGUAUCUCAGACUCUCUUCAGGCUGCUUCUCCCAGGACUAAGCUGGAGGGUUGGAGAAAUGUUGCAGAUGAAAUGAUCUGGUGUCUGGGAUUUGCUUUAAAGUAAUCUAUUGACAAAAGGAAUAGACGAAACAAGAUUGGUCAUAAAUUGAUAAUUGAAAGUGGUUGAUGGGCACAUAAGGGCUCAUAAUACUGUUCUUUCCACUUUUUACUGUGUUUGGAAAUUUCUAAAAUAAAAAUGUUUAAUUCCCUGAACAUAGAGUGUAACCUCUUCUUGCUAUCUUCGUUGCUACCACCAUGGUCCAUUGGAUUACAGUUGGACAACACAGGUUUGAACUGCAGGGGUCCGCUUAUAUGCGUUUUGGGGUUUUUUUUUCAAUAAAUAUGUACUGCGGUGCUGUGUGGUCUGCAGUUGGUUGAAUCCGUGGAUUCGGGACCACAGCUACAUAUUACCAACUAUAAAGUUACACUUGGGUUUUUGACUGCGAAGAGAGUUGGUGCCCCUAACCCCUGUGUUGGUCAAGCGUCAACUGUAUUUCAGUGGCCUCCUAGCCAGUCUCCCUCUUUUCACCCUUUUCUCCUGGAAGGUACUCUUAACAGAGCACCCAGAGUGAUCUGGUUAAAAUACGUCAUAUCAUGUCAGACCUUUAUUGAAAAUUUUCCAGUGGCUUCUCACUCCCAGUAGAAGCCUAAAUCUUUCUAAUGAUUUUUAUUUAUUUUUAAAAUUUAUUUUAUUUAUUUGUUUAUCUUUGGCUGCAUUGGGUCUUCAUUGCUGCACGCGGGCUUUCUCUAGUUGUGGCGAGCAGAAGCUACUCUUCAUUGCAGUGCGCAGGCUUCUUAUUGUGGUGUCUUCCCUUGUUGCAGACCACGGGCUCUAGGUGUGUGGGCUUCAGUAGUUGUGGCACGUAGGCUCAGGAGUUGUGGCUCAAGGGCUCUAGAGCACAGGCUCAGUAGUUGUGGCGCAGGGGCUUAGUUGCUCCGCGCAUGUGGUAUCUUCCCGGACCAGGGCUCAAACCCGUGUCCCCUGCAUUGGCAGGUGGAUUCUUAACCACUGCACCACCAGGUAAGUCCCUCUAAUGAUUUUUAAGCCCUAAUGUUUCAGAUGGCCUCAAUUCUACUACUCACCCUCUCACUCACCCUGCUGCUGCCUCCAUUCCUUAACAGUUCUCGAACAUGCCAGGCACUCCCACUUUAAGGCUUUUACACAAGCUGUUCCAUCUGUGUGGAACACUUACCCCUUAUACCUGCCUGGCUUCCUCCCUCAUUUCCUUCAUUUCUAUAAUCAGAUGUCAUGUUCUCUCUGAAGACUUCCCUCGUCACUCUGUUUAAAAUUAUAACACCCUGUCCAUACUGUACUUCUUAUCCUCUUUCUUAACUUUAUUCCUUGGCAUCUGAUAUAUUUCACUUGCUUUAUCUAUCAUUUGUCACCCCCGCUCCCCCACUGGAAUUUAAGCUCCAUGAAGGCAAGGAUUUCCAUUGGCUUUGUUCACUGAUACAUCUUCAGCAUGCCUGGUGCAUGGCAGGCACUCGGUAAAUACUUGUUGAGUGAUAGAUCUCCAUUUUACAAAGUAAAACAAAACAAAGCCUUAGGAAUUUCUAAAUUGUUCAACACCGUAAAGGUGGGAUUACCAGCUUUAAUUUUGAGACCUUUAUAGUGCCAAGUACAAUGCCAUGUGUCCAGCGAGUCUUCAGUAAAUACUCAUGAGCAGUUUGAGGGAGAAAAUCAUUGUGCCUUAAACAUAGUAGUUAUAUUAGCAAAUAGUUUCCUUUUUACAUACAUGUCCAGGUUAUUGAUUUCAUGAAGGAAAUCAACAGGUUUGAUAAAAAGUGCUUUUUCUAUGCUUUAUUUUUCAGGUGGAUUGAAUACCCUGUAAGAUACUUUUUGAGUCUUUCCAUGGCAACAGCAAGUCACCUUUAAAUAAUUGGUCUGGAAAGAGUGAUGUCCAUGGCCAUUGCUGUGGCUCUGUGCUGUACUUUCAGGGAAUCUUACUUAGCCUUUGGUGAUUUUUUUUUUCUGAGAUUUCAAUUUUUUUAUAUCUAGUAUCAAGUGUUAUACUAUUAGAGUGGAAGAAGCAACUCCCGUAACGUGACUUCCCGAGUUAGAAAAGAAAGGGACUCUCCACUCCAUGUGUUUAUCACACUGCUUCUCCUGGGCCAUUCCAAAGCAGACUUGAGUUAAUGAAAGUGAAGAGUAUUUGCUGACCCAUCACAUUUUGGUGUGAACAUCACAAAUGUUGUCAAAUGACGGAAGAUCCAGGAAUCGGGACAGGCACUACGAUGAGGUCCCAAGGGACUCAGACUAUCAAGAUGGCACCGUAAGAACCUUCCAGACUCUUCACGACAGUGAGCUGGCUGUGAGCGCUGAUCCGUUGCCACCACCCCCUCUCCCAUUACAGCCACCAUUCGGCCCAGAAUUCUACUCAGGUGACACAGAGGAACCGGCCGUAGCACCAGAUCUCAAGCCUGUAAGGCGCUUUGUCCCUGAGUCCUGGAAGAACUUCUUCAGAGGGAAGAAAAAGGACCCAGAGUGGGAUAAGCGGGUGUCAGACAUCAGAUACAUCUCCGAUGGAGUGGAGUGUUCACCUCCAGCCUCUCCUGCAAGACCAAACCACUGUUCACCCCCCAACUCCUGCGAAGAUCCUCAGGGCGGGUCAGAAGGCAGCUUUCGUUCCCGGAAGGAGGCCGAGGCAAUGUUUCCCCACGAUCCCUACGGAUCCCUAAGCCGACGCACACACACAGCCCGAACCUACAGCGAGAAGGUGGAGGAGUAUCACCUGAGGUAUUCCUACAUGAAGUCCUGGGCAGGCCUGCUGCGGAUUCUGGGCGUGGUGGAGCUGCUUCUGGGGGCCGGUGUCUUCGCUUGUGUCACGGCAUACAUUCACAAGGACAGCGAGUGGUAUAACCUGUUCGGAUAUUCACAGCCCUAUGGCAUGGGAGGCGUUGGUGGCCUGGGCAGCAUGUAUGGGGGCUAUUACUAUAGUGGCCCCAAAACCGCUUUUGUGCUUGUGGUUGCUGGAUUGGCUUGGGUCACCACCAUCAUUAUUCUGGUGCUUGGCAUGUCCAUGUAUUAUCGGACCAUUCUUUUGGACUCAAAUUGGUGGCCCCUAACUGAAUUUGGAAUUAACAUCUCCUUGUUUAUCUUGUACAUGGCCGCAGCCAUAGUCUAUGUGAAUGAUACCAACCGAGGUGGACUCUGCUACUAUCCAUUAUUUAACACGCCAGUGAAUGCAGCGUUGUGCCGGGUGGAAGGAGGACAGAUAGCAGCAAUGAUCUUCCUCUUUGUCACCAUGAUUGUUUAUCUCAUUGGAGCUUUGGUUUGCCUAAAGUUAUGGAGGCACGAGGUGGCUAGAAGACGUAGGGAAUUCAUGGAGCAACAGGAGAUAAAUGAGCAGUCAUUGCCAUCGAAAAGGAAAAUGUGUGACAUGGCCACCGGUUGUGACAGACAGAGAGACCAAGAAGUUAAUUUUAAAGAACUGAGAGCAAAAAAAAUGAAACCUGAGCUACUGAGUGGACAUAUCCCCGCUGGCCACAUCCCGAAACCAAUCGUGAUGCCAGACUAUGUGGCGAAAUACCCUAUGAUUCAGACGGAUGAUGAACGAGAACGCUAUAAAGCUGUGUUCCAGGACCAGUUUUCAGAGUACAAAGAGCUCUCUGCAGAAGUUCAAGCCGUCUUGAAGAAGUUUGAUGAGCUGGAUGCAGUGAUGAGCAGAUUGCCGCAUCGUUCAGAAAACCAGCAGGAACAUGAGAGAAUUUCAAGAGUCCAUGAAGAGUUUAAGAAAAAAAGGAAUGAUCCUACAUUUCUGGAAAAAAAAGAACGCUGUGAUUAUCUGAAGAAUAAACUUUCUCACAUAAAGCAAAGGAUUCAAGAAUAUGAUAAAGUAAUGAAUUGGGAUGUACAGGGUUAUUCUUAAAACUUAUUUGAAACCACUUUUUUAUAUCAAGCUUCAUAUUUAUUUACUGUCUUUUUUUAUGCUCGUCUCUGUGAUAGAGAAGCAAAUGCCUCCUGAAUCAGCUUGUAGUUGGUUUAGCUGGUAUGUCAAGUUAAAACAGUAUGUGAUUGCAUUUCAGACAUUUCAAAACAAAUUCAAAUUUACUAAGGGCCUUUACUAAGAGUGGAAGAAAUUCUGGAUUCAUCUGUGUACAAUUUAUAUUUAUCUUGUUAAAAUUGAUUUAAGCAUUGUGUCCUUGUGGUUGAUGAUCAAGUGGAGUGUCAAUUCUGGUGCUGCUUUUUCCUUUCUUACUUAGGCCAGUUCCUGGGAUUCUUUUAGGACAAAUUUCUCUUCCUAGCCAAAGAUGUCAUUUCUGCCCUUGAAAGGGGUUUGAAUUCACCAUUUGAAGCCUUAUGAUCUUGGGCGAGUUGUUUAAUCUGCCUGUGCCUAUUUCCUCAUCUGUAAAAUGGGGCUCAUCAUAGGACCUACCUCCUAGGGUUGUUAUGAGGAUUAAAUGAGUCAAUAUUCGUAAAGCACUUAGAGCCUGGCACAUUUGUAAGCACUGCAUUAGUGUUUGUGAACUAUAUAUAGACGUUGUUUGUGGAAUGAAUAAACUACAUAGAAUAAGUCUCAAGGAAAGGACCUUAAAGAGCAAGUCCAGCCAGCUAACCCAAGGCCAUGGCCUUAUGACUUUCUUUUUUGUGUGCUGUAAAUAAAUCUUACACACGUCGCCUUAAGCAGAUGCUUCCCUGUGGCCCUGUGCCUACUGGGGUCCAGUGCAGCCUUCUUAUCUUUAAUAGCAUCACCGUGCACAUCUCUCAACGUCCCCACAGCCCAGCCCUUCCUGUAAACCUCGAAUACAAGGAUUGUGUGAAUAUUGUUGCCAUUUCUGUCCUGUUUAGAUGUCCAUCCUAAGGCCCCAUGAUGUUGCAUCUGCUUAGAAUCUCCCUUUGAUUUAUUGGAAUGCUUCAUUGUCCCAAGAAUUAUCUUGGCUUUGAGGCUUUAUUCAUGAGAAAUGUUUUAUUUUUAUUAAUGUGAACAAGAGACUGCUUUAAAAAUGUUUAAAAAAAUCAUUGUUAUUGGUUCCCUAUUCAGCAGCAUCUAUCUUGUAGAUAAUUUCCCAGGUGUAGAAAUACAAUUUCUGCUUCAUAUAGUUGCCAUUCAAACAAUUAAUACUGGAGGAAUUUUCGAAGUGAUGAAACCAAAGAAAAGAAUGUGGAAAAGCGAAGGCGGACCAAGUAUUGGAUACUGAAUAAACUUCCUACUUCUUCUUUGUCAAUGAUAUCUUAUUUAGUGUAUAUUGUUACUAUUUUCAAUCCAUGGUUCUCAGACUAUGCUUAGGGUGCUGAGAGUCUUAAGAGGUGAUACUGUGGAAAGUGUGAGGCUAGGCUCCCUCUGGACCGCCCCCCAAACUAGAACAGCUGCACAUUCUGUUUUACAUAUUGGGACCCCAUGUUAACAUUUUGCAUAAGAAGAGCACCCAUGCUUUAAUAAAAAAAGAAAGAUGAGGGGCUUCCCUGGUGGCGCAGUGGUUGAGAGUCCACCUGCCGAUGCAGGGGACACGGGUUCGUGCCCCGGCCUGGGAAGAUCCCACAUGCCGCGGUGCGGCUGGGCCCGUGAGCCAUGGCCGCUGAGCCUGUGCGUCCGGAGCCUGUGCUCCACAACGGGAGAGGCCACAACAGUGAGAGGCCCGCAUACCGCAAAAAAAAAAAAAAAAGAAAGAAAGAUGAAAUAAUACCAACUUGAUGAACUGUAAAGAGAUUAAUAUUGAAAUGAAGUGUUAAGGAAAUUUGACUUUGUGAAACUUUAUUUUACUACAGUUGUAAAUGUUAAUCUUUGAAGACCAAUGUUGUAAUGCUGAUUUUUACAGUUUUUAUGUGAAUACCUAGGCAUAUUAAAAUUUCAGUCACCUGUU
This is a messenger RNA of Orcinus orca (killer whale), 7159 nucleotides long. It is a transcript of the gene MARVELD2, whose product is annotated as MARVEL domain containing 2. NCBI's taxonomy places the organism in Eukaryota, Metazoa, Chordata, Mammalia, Artiodactyla, Delphinidae. Gene Ontology annotation, cellular component: cytoplasmic vesicle; apical plasma membrane; bicellular tight junction. Bases 3547 to 5226 code for a protein of 559 amino acids. Gene Ontology annotation, biological process: bicellular tight junction assembly. The transcript has 7 exons. The record is from RefSeq and is a predicted model, not a curated record.